Messenger RNA from Spirometra erinaceieuropaei, 611 nucleotides. The record is from the annotation of a GenBank genome assembly. NCBI's taxonomy places the organism in Eukaryota, Metazoa, Platyhelminthes, Cestoda, Diphyllobothriidea, Diphyllobothriidae.
AUGGUUCUGUCGCAAUUGACGGGAAGGUAGUCUGUAUCAAAAAUAUUGUACAGGACCCAUCAGGUCAAUUGCAAAUAGUUUACGCCAACUAUUGUGCAAUAGACGACUACUUCGAUUAUCCCAUUAGGUCCUCAGCCGUUAAUGUUUUCAAGGCAUUUGCUGGUCGCAUUUUCACCACCCUAUUCACCGAAGACGUAACAGAGUUUCUGACAUUCUACGGGAAGAAACCAGGAAGUAGAGCAUUUUUUGGUUCACCAAUCUACGACCUUAUACUCGGUAACAAUUUAAAUUCAUGUACAUUAUGCAUUUUCCCUACUAGACGUCUUCAGUAAAUGGUGUGCAAGCCAUUCAUCCGACAGACAAAAACUAGAAGAGGCAUUUAAAAACGUCUUCAAACGGGCUCACGACAGACAACAGCGAAAAUGCAAUAAAGCAUCAAUUAGCGGACUGCAGAACGGUAAUAUAUAUACUUGCAUUAUUAAUUUAUCUGCUUAAUUAACUUUAAUGCAGAAUAAAACCACAAUUACAUGUUCUAACUGUUCUGCGUUAUCUUCCUUUCAGAUGCCCAACCACCGGAAGACCUUGAGAGGACGCAAACUGAUAAUCAAUGA